Psilocybe cubensis is the source of this 1353-nucleotide messenger RNA. RefSeq lists its product as uncharacterized. NCBI's taxonomy places the organism in Eukaryota, Fungi, Basidiomycota, Agaricomycetes, Agaricales, Agrocybaceae. Bases 1 to 1353 code for a protein of 450 amino acids. The transcript is spliced from 8 exons. The record is from RefSeq and is a predicted model, not a curated record. Gene Ontology annotation, molecular function: L-glutamate dehydrogenase (NADP+) activity. Gene Ontology annotation, cellular component: cytosol.
AUGGUCCUCCCAGUUGAACCCGAAUUCGAGCAGGCGUUGGACGAGCUCACCACCAGCUUGCAACCUUUCUUGGAUGCCAACCCCCAGUACAAGAAGGCUCUUGAGAUCGUCCAGGUCCCCGAGCGAGUUCUCAACUUCCGUGUUGUUUGGGAAGACGACAAUGGUGUCCCCCAGGUCAACCGUGGCUUCCGUGUCCAGUACAACUCUGCACUCGGACCCUACAAAGGCGGUCUCCGCCUUCACCCUUCCGUAAACUUGUCUAUUCUCAAGUUCCUCGGGUUCGAACAGACCUUCAAGAAUGCCCUCACUGGUCUCAGCAUGGGAGGAGGAAAGGGUGGAUCUGACUUCGACCCCAAGGGCAAGUCUGACAACGAGAUCAGACGCUUCUGCUACGCCUUCAUGGGUGAACUCUUCCGUCACAUUGGUGCAGACACAGAUGUCCCUGCUGGAGACAUUGGAACCGGUGCCCGCGAAAUCGGGUUCCUCUUCGGUGCCUACAAGAGGCUCAGGAACGAAUUUACUGGUAUGCUUACCGGCAAGGGUUUGACCUGGGGAGGAAGCUUCAUUCGUCCUGAGGCCACUGGCUACGGUUUGAUUUACUACGUCGAGCACAUGAUUGCCAAGGCUUGCCCAGAAUACAGCCUCGACAAGCCCUCUACUCUCGUCGCCAUCUCUGGGUCAGGAAAUGUAUCCCAGUUCACUGCCCUGAAGGUCAUCGAGCUUGGCGCCACCGUUCUUUCGCUCUCCGAUUCCAAGGGAUCCCUCAUCUCCGAGAAGGGAUACACCAAGGAAUUCAUCCAACGCAUUGCCGAGCUCAAAUUGAAGGGCGGAAGCCUCGAGACCUUGGCCAACGAAGAGGGUUACACUUACCACGCUGGUGCCCGCCCCUGGACUCUCCUCCCCACCGUCCACAUCGCCCUCCCAGGCGCCACGCAGAACGAAGUCUCUGGCGAAGAAGCCGAGGCCCUCGUCAAGGCUGGCGUCCGCAUCGUCGCUGAAGGCUCUAAUAUGGGCUGCACAACCGAGGCCAUCGACAUCUUCGAAGCCUCCCGCAGGUCCGGCCCCGGUGGUGUCUGGUACGCUCCUGGAAAGGCUUCCAACUGCGGUGGUGUUGCCGUUUCUGGUCUCGAGAUGGCUCAGAACAGCCAGCGCCUUGCAUGGUCUACCGAGGAGGUUGACGCUAAGUUGAAGAACAUCAUGGCUGAGUGCUUCGGCAUUUGCUUGAGCGCCGGAUCCAAGUGGUCAGGUGAAGAACUCGCCGACGGUGUUCUCCCCAGCUUGCUCUCUGGAGCUAACGUCGCUGGCUUCAUCAAAGUUGCCGAUGCGAUGAAGGCACAGGGAGACUGGUGGUAA